CAUAGACCACCGCAUCACCCUAACAAUCCCCAACACUAUAUAACCAAACCUUUUCUUGCUCGCUAGUCUCCUUCUUUUCCGUCUUCUCUUUCCUUUUUCUUAUUAUCAUUCCGUUGCGGCCUUCGAUUAACACAGCAAGGUCAAAACAAGCAAUUAAACCUGUAAAAUGGUUAGAGCAUACUCACAAGAGCACACUUACAAGCACCCAUGGGAACGAGUCACAUCUGCAUCAUGGCGCAAGUUUGCCGACCCAGAGAACAAACGCACCUUAUCACACAUCCUACAAGUUGACACAUUGAACCACAAGCUCGAGUCUGAUUCCGGUAAGCUCUACACCACCCGUGCCAUCACCAUUCAUGCUCCUGGUCCGUGGUUCCUUCGCAAGAUUGUGGGUCAAGAUAUUUGCCAUUGUGUCGAGUCAACUGUUGUUGAUGCCAAAACGCGAUCGAUGCAGCUUGCUACCAAGAACAUUAGUCUGCAGAAAUACGUUGAGGUGGAAGAGAAGAUCAGGUACGAUCCGCACCCAGACAAUCCAACCGGAUGGACACUUUGCAGGCAAGAAACGAGCAUAAGGAUAAAGCCGUUGUCGAAGCUGGCAUCAAUGGCGGAGAAGAUAGAGCAAAAAUGUGUUGAGAAGUUUCAGCAGAACAGUGCCAAGGGUAGGGAGGUUAUGGAGAGGAUGUGCAAGUACUUGGAAGCUGAGUCAUCUUCCAGGGGCAUUUCUGUCUAACUGUUGUAGCUUGUGUUUUCUGUUAAGACGGUUUUUAAGGUCUUAAGAAGGAAAGAUUAGGAAGUCAUAAAUGGAUUCUAAAAUGCCAUUAAGCGUGGCGUUGAUGGUUAAUAAGUGCGGUAGAAAUAGUCAAAUAGGUGCAUAUCAAAGCAUAUGAAAGACAUCAUGGUGUUAAACUGGGCGUGUUCAUGGGUUAGUGGGUCGAGCCAAACAUAAACCAAAACCUGAAGUUUAACAUAAAUUUGAAGUUUUUUCUCUUUA
Molecule: messenger RNA, 991 nt
Organism: Helianthus annuus (common sunflower)
Lineage: Eukaryota; Viridiplantae; Streptophyta; Magnoliopsida; Asterales; Asteraceae
Product: UPS-like protein C36.10
Exons: 3
Coding region: 167-730 (187 amino acids)
Biological process (GO): phospholipid transport
Cellular component (GO): mitochondrial intermembrane space
Molecular function (GO): phosphatidic acid transfer activity
Source: RefSeq, a predicted model, not a curated record